Molecule: messenger RNA, 4157 nt
Organism: Thunnus maccoyii (southern bluefin tuna)
Lineage: Eukaryota; Metazoa; Chordata; Actinopteri; Scombriformes; Scombridae
Gene: elapor1
Product: endosome-lysosome associated apoptosis and autophagy regulator 1
Exons: 22
Coding region: 622-3573 (983 amino acids)
Biological process (GO): autophagosome assembly; positive regulation of vacuole organization
Cellular component (GO): trans-Golgi network; lysosome; extracellular exosome
Source: RefSeq, a predicted model, not a curated record
ACUGCCCAAUAUCAACACGCCACAACCUGAGACACACAAAUACUGUGUAUCAAUCGUAAUGUUGUGUUAUUGUGUUCUGGCGUUCUGUUCAAAUAUUUAGACAAACUGGACUUUGAUACCUUGGCAACAUUGUUCUUGAAACCUUCAUGUCAAUAAAACCUUUUGAAUUGUAAUUGAAUUGAUAAAUUGAGUUGGAAGCUGUUAUAUUAAACCAAAGGUGUUUCCAAAAGUUGUUUUCCCACAUCUAACUGCUAUUUUGACCAGUGAAAAUCUCGAAAUUUCACUAUCUUGAAAAACAAACUGUUUUUCAAACCACCACUUUAUUAGCCAUCAGUUGCUGAAGUGUGAUUGGUGCGAGUGUGAUUAUUUCCUGUGGACGAUAGUUGAUAACAGCUCACUGCUGCACAGAAUUUCCACAUAAUAUCAGCAGCAGGCUGCUGUGUUGUUGUUUAAUACUGAGACGUUAAGUGAUGAUUCAUAGUGAAAACAGGGACCAGAGCCAAUCACCUGCCAGUAUUUGCUCACCGUCCAGAGGCAAGCCGCGCCUCUCGCCUCACCUGAGGGCGCAGGUCAACCUGCGCUCCUAGAUCCGCAUCACUUCAGCACUGACAGGACACGACGAUGCAGCGAGGCCCGGUAAACCCGAGCCACCUUAUACUGUGGCUGCUUUUAGCACAGACAUCUGCGGAUCUGCCGAUGUGCAAAGAGUCAGAUUAUCACUUUGAGUACACAGCGUGUGACGUACUCGGGUCUCGAUGGAGGGUGGCGGUUCCCAACAAACCUGAAACGUGCACUGGCCUCCCAGAUCCAGUCAAAGGCACUCGAUGCACGUUCUCCUGCAGUGAAGGGGAGUUCCUCAACAUGCAGUCUCAGCAGUGCCAGAAGUGCGCUGCAGGCACCUACUCUCUGGGCACCGGCGUGGCCUUUGAUGAGUGGGACAACCUGCCGAUAGGUUUUGUCACCCACGGGGUGAACACUAAUGAUGGUGACGCCCACACAGACUGCUCCAACUCCACCUGGACACCAAAGGGUGAUUACGUAGCCUCAAAUACAGAUGAGUGCACUGCUACGCUGUCCUACGCCGUGAACCUGAAGGAGCCUGGAACUGUCUCCUUUGAAUAUUUCUACCCUGAUUACAGCAUCUACUUUGAGUUUUAUGUACAGAAUGACCAGUGCCAAUCUACCGACACUGAAAGCCGAGGGAUGAAGAUCUCUGAGAGCAAGUGGAGCCAAUACAGGGUUAAGUUGAACAGCGGCAACAACGUGCUGUAUUGGAGAACUACUGCGUACGUUCUACAGGGCAGCGCUGUCAAACCUGUGCUGUUAAGAAACGUCGCCAUCUCAGGGGUGGCCUACACAUCAGAGUGUUUCCAUUGUAAACCCGGCACCUACAGUGCAAAUCCAGGAUCUGCCCGCUGUGCCCCCUGCCCUGUUGAUUCCUAUUCCAACAAGGGUGCCACUGUUUGCCAUCAGUGUGAUCCAGACAAAUAUGCAGAGGCUGGUUCAGGGAGCUGCAAAGCGAGACCUGCGUGUACAAACAGUGACUACUUCUACACCCACACUCCAUGUGACUCUGAGAGAAAGACCCAGCUCAUGUACAAGUGGAUCGAGCCCAAGAUCUGCAGCGAGGCCGUUAAAGGAGCGGUAAAGCUGCCAGCAUCAGGAGAGAAGCAAACUUGUCCGCCAUGUAACCCGGGAUUCUUUGUCACCAACUCCUCCACUUGUGAACCCUGCGCCGUCGGUUCCUACUCAAAUGGAACAGCUUGUUCCAAGUGUCCUGUUGGCACAGAACCGGUGGUGGGUUUUGAGUACAAAUGGUGGAACACGAUGCCGAGCAACAUGAAGAGCUCCGUCUUCCGCCGAGAGUUUGGCGACACCGACCACAGCACGGCUUGGGAGGUGGCUGGAGAGUACACCUACACCACCCCCGGGGAUCAGGACACAGACUAUCUGAUGCUGACGCUCAAUGUCCCUGGAUACAGGCUGCCUCAGUCGAUGGCAAAAGACAGCGAAAGGAGCGAACAGUCUCGCAUCACCUUCGUCUUUGAGACCACGUGUUCAGCUGACUGCAAGUUUUUCUUCCUGGCGGGUUAUAAUGAGUGGAAUAACGAGGUGGUGGAGCAGUGGAAAGGCAGCAGCAGGAAACAGUCGUACUCCUACUUGAUUCAGAACAACAGCACCGUCAGCUUCACCUGGACAUUUCAACGAACCGAAGAGUUUUCUAUGGAGAGGAAAUACAGUGCUGAUGCUGCAAAAAUCUACUCCAUCCACAUCACCAAUGUGAUUGGAGGUGUGGCCUCUCAGUGUCGCCACUGCGCCCUGAGGUCAGCCACAGCCAGCUCCGCCUGUGUUCCCUGCCCACAGGGACACUACAUGGUCAGCGAGACAGGAGUGUGUAAGAGCUGCCCGCCAAACACCUUCAUCAGAGCUGAGCUGCCUGUCGGAGAGGCCGCUUGUGUUCAGUGCGGCCCGAACACAAAGAGAAACAAGGCCUACACGACUUGUCUCAGUGACUGUACGGUGGAUGUGCACACCAGCGGAGGAGCUCUGCUGCACUAUGACUUCUCUCCUCUGGCCAACGUCACGGGCUUCCACAGCAGCCCCCGCUUCACAAACAAAGGCCUGCGAUAUUUCCAUCGCUUUAACGUGGGUCUGUGUGGGAAAGAGGGUCGAGUGCCGGCUACCUGUGUGGACAAUGUCACGGAGAACGGGAGAGAGGUCAGAGGUUACGUCUGCCAGUCCACUGUGGUUCCCUCUGACAUCAGGAGUCAGAGCGUGGUGUCUUCACAGCCUUUCCUGAUUGGUGACCAACUCAUUGGUGUAACCACUGACACGACCCUGAGUGGCAUCACCUCUCCAAAAUGGCUGUUCCCCGCUGCGUCCGGCCUGCCAGACGUCAUAUUCUAUUAUAAGUCUAGAGAGACAACUCAGGCUUGUAAACGAGGCAGGUCAGGCACCAUCAGACUGAGAUGUAAUCCCACAGUGACUGUUAAAGACCACAUCACACUGCCAAGUAACUGUUCAGAGGGGACAUGUGAUGGUUGUACUUUCCACUUUCUGUGGCAGAGCCAGCAUGCAUGUCCACUCUGCACCAAAAACCACUACAGGGAGAUUGUCAGUGCUUGCAUCCAGGGAAUACAGAGAACCACCUACGUGUGGCAGCAGCCGUUGCAGUGUUUCGGAGGAGAGUCUCUACCAGCUCAAAAAGUCAGUGCUUGUGUGACUCUGGAUUUCUGGCUCAAGUUUGGUGUUUCUACAGGAGCGAUCGCUGCUGUGCUGCUCGUCAGUAUCAGCUGCUAUUUCUGGAAGAAGACGCGCAAGUUGCAAUAUAAAUACUCCAAGCUGAUGAUGAGCUCGGGGGGUAAAGAGUGUGAGCUGCCCACUGCGGACAGCUGUGCAAUAAUGGAGGGAGAAGAUGCAGAGGACGACAUCAUGGACCUCACCAAGAAAUCCUUCUUCACCAAAAUGAAGUCCUUCUCACGAGAGAGGACAUCGGAUGGAUUUGACUCAGUUCCACUUAAGUCGUCAUCUUCACGCCAGCAGAGAGAGGAGGAAGACUCAGAUGAUGCUUAAAUAUCAGAAUGAACAGACCCUCCUAUCAGAGUGCAGCAGGAAGUGUUAAAUUAGAUAAACAGUUUGACAUCAUUGCAGCAGGAUGUCUCCAUGCAGUCACAGGAAACAGAGACAGGCUGUACUGAAGAUGAGGCUCACUAAGGGAGCUUUAAGAUCAUGUAAAGACUGAUGUUUUUAUUCUAUAUUAUUUGUCAUAUUUUAGGUUGCCAAACCUAAUAAUUAAAUACAAAGUCUCCAUAUUGGGGAUAUGCUGUAUUUUCAGAGCGCAGGGUGUCUUUCAAAAAUGAUCUACAAAACAAACUGGAUAAAGUUACACUUUUUAUAGAUGUUUAAAACUUUAUACAUCAGUAGAAACUGUGAGUGUGUAUUUCAGUUUUUUCUUUUGUCCUUUUUUGUUUUUAUUAUGCUGUUCUGUUUUUGUAUUAGACCUAAAUCAUCUGUUCAGUCCUAUAAUGUUAUUUGGUAAUAUGUGAAUAUGUGAGCUUUUGAUUAUCUUUUCGGCUGCACCCAACAUUAUGAUAUAAUCUUGCUUUGAUGUAAAGACGUUUUCUACAAUAAAAAAAGCAACAAAUGUAUUAAUUGGA